AUGGCCUCUGCUGAGGCGGCGGCGUGGUCAUCGUCGUCGUCUUUGGAAACAGACUCAGCCCCAGUCCCUGAAACUGCAGGAACCGCUGCAGCCGCGGCGGUCGCGGCCGCGGCCAGGAUGGGACCCGGAGCCAGGGUCUCCAAGGCCGCUUUGGCCACGAAGCUGCUGUCCCUGAGCGGCGUGUUCGCCGUGCACAAGCCCAAAGGGCCCACUUCAGCCGAGCUGCUGAAUCGGCUGAAGGAGAAGCUGCUGGCAGAAGCUGGAAUGCCUUCUGCAGAAUUAACCAAGAGGAAAAGGCAGACCUUGAAAAUCGGGCACGGAGGGACUCUCGACAGUGCAGCCAGAGGAGUUCUGGUGAUUGGAAUUGGAAGGGGAACAAAAAUGUUGACCAGUAUGUUGUCAGGGUCCAAGAGGUAUACUGCCAUUGGAGAGCUGGGGAAAGCUACCGACACACUGGAUUCUACGGGAAAAGUAACAGAAGAAAAACCUUACGAUCAAAUAACACAAGAAGAUAUUGAAGGCAUUUUACAGAAAUUUACUGGGAAUAUAAUGCAGGUACCUCCCCUCUAUUCUGCAUUAAAGAAAGAUGGACAGAGACUUUCCACUUUGAUGAAGCGAGGGGAAGUAGUAGAAGCAAAACCUGCCAGGCCAGUUACUGUGUACAGUCUCUCCCUUCAAAAAUUUCAGCCACCAUUUUUCACAUUAGAUGUUGAGUGCGGAGGAGGUUUUUAUAUCAGAAGCUUGGUCAGUGACAUUGGCAAAGAGCUCUCUUCCUGUGCCAACGUGCUGGAACUGACCCGGACCAAGCAGGGGCCUUUCACGCUGGACGAGCACGCCCUUCCCGAAGACAAAUGGACCAUUGAUGACAUUGCGCAGUCCCUGGAGCAUUGCUCAUCUCUCCUCCCAGCAGAGCUGGCGCUUAAGAAACCAAAGCCCGAGGACUCUCCGGAGCACGGUUUGAGCUGUGAACAUAUAACUCUGAAUGAGACGAAGGGAGAAGACGGUGAAAUUAAGACAUGUUAAGAUUGGCGUGGGUCGUCAUUUCUCGGUUGGCAUUUGAAUCCCGUGUACACAAUGGCAAGCUACGGGCAAAGGACAGUUUUUCCCUUUUUUUUUUUUUGGCACGAAAGAAAAAUGUCCAUCAUUUACAGUUUCGAGAGGGUACAGUGUUAUCUGCUAUCCAGGAUAAGGAGCCUUGCAGUUGUUCAGCUCUUUGCCGUACCAUGGAAUGUUCUGGAAUAUUAUUAUGUGGUUAGAUUGGAUUCAGGAAAAUCAGCUUUCUGAUUUUGAUCUUGCUUCAAAGUCUUUUCCUGUGAAAAAGCUGAACACAUUUUCUAAUCAAAGAAAAAUGACAUAAGAGCUACAUGUUUCUGUGUCAUCACAAAAGUUCAUGUAAAUUAAUGUCACUUUGACUUUAUUUUGGCUCUCCGGUGACUCUGUUGUAUUGAAAUUCUUACACAAUGUUAGAAAAGGCUGUUAUUUAACUAUUUUUAUGUUUUGGAGAGUUUGCCAUUAUUAAGAACAUUUCUUUGAUAAGGAUGCAUUAUUUGGUAAUAGCCAUGUUUGUUUAGGUCUUGGACAUUAAUAAACUUUUAAAAUAAAUGUUUAUAAUUAUACCAAAUUAUUGCUGCUACCACUUGGGAUGUCAAUAUAGGACUAAAUGUUUAAAUUGGCCUCUACCAUUAGUACACAGGAUAGCCCAGUGGCUUAUAUUUUGGGAACUAUGAGAUCUUUUUCUGAUCUUUUUAACAGUUGACCACCCUGUACUAUGUUAGUAAAUAGCAGUUUUUAAAAAGUAAGCUAAAGAAUGUAUCUUAAAUUAAAAAUGUUUUUAUUCUUUAGUAUUUAUUCACACCUUUGAAGGGUAUUGUUUUUUAAAUUUGCUUUCAAAUGAUAUUUAUAGCCUUAGAGAUAGUCACCGUGCAUUUCCAGCUAUCUCUUUUGUUCUAAAUAUUUAAAAAGUUAUUCUCAAACAUUCUAAUAGCUUAUUGAUGUCUGGCCAGUGUUGCUCAGUGGUUGAGCAUCAAUCUAUGAACCAGAAGGACAUGGUUCAAUUCCCCACCAGGAUAUGAGGUCAGGUUGCAGGCUCAAUCCCCUGUGUGGGGCAUGCAGGAGGCAGCCAAUCAAUGAUUCUCUGUCAUCAUUGAUGUUUCUAUCUCUCUCUCCCUUCCUCUCUGAAAUCAAUAAAAAAAUAUUUUUAAAAAAAGACAAGUAGCCUACUGAAAAUUUUCUCUCCCUUGUUAACAUAAUUUUGAAAGCGAAGUCACAUUACAAAAUAGCAGGUUUUCUAUGUAAUGAGAGUUUCUUAUUUUUGUUAUGGAAGAACAAUAUAUUAUGCAGCCAGUUUGUAGAAAUUAGAAAUGUUUAAGUCCUGCUUCAUUUAUUCAAGAAGUAUAGUUUCAAAAAGAGGAAUCAUUAAAAAUUUUCAUAACAUAAGAGUGUCUUGAUUUUUAUGGAUUCCAUUUCUUUUAAGGUAGUUGCCUACUUGCAACCUUUAACUUGAAAAUUUUCAAUAUGAAAACUAACAUGAUUUUCUUUAUGGCUAACCUAUUAGAAACUCCAUAUAAAAAUGUAUAUGCUUCAGGAGAGUAUUUUCAUCACAUUAGCCACAUAUUUUAAAUGAAAAUACUAAAAGUAAUUCCUAGUAUGACACAGAGCAUUAUAAGGAAAAGAGUUUGAUAUCUCAAGGUAUUAACCUAAAAUGCCAAACACACAGAGUUGUAAAUUCAAAGUUUACAGUUUUAUUUAUUCCUAUCUAGUGCCUUGCAGAUUGUUAACCAAAAGUGGCAGUGGCUGCUCGUCUGUUGGAAUGUGUUCACACACUGCAGUGAAGGUCCCAAUUGAGGAAUAAGGUCCCUAUUGAGGAACAUAUACAGGGGCAUUUCUGUUCUACAUCUCAAAAAUUGACAUGUAUGAUUUACUAAUGGAGAAGAGUAGAGAUUAUUUGAAUAGGCAAGUGACUUUAAAAUAGUAAUGAUCUUUUUCUUUUAUAUUGAAAACAUUGAUGAAAAUUGUGCCAAGUGGGAAAAUUCCCCAUAAUCCUCACCAUCCCUGUGCACUGACUUCAGAACUUUAAUUUUGUAUUAAUAUUUUCCCUUUUGUUUGCAUAAUUACAAUCUUAAAGUACCUAUUUCUUUUUAAUUGGCUGGGUUUUUUUUACUUCAUUUUAUUGGAUAUGUAAUUAGUUUUGAUCAUUAUUAUUUUAAUCAUAUGACUUCAUAUUCAGUUUAUUUAAACUAUUUUCUAUUACUGAACACUUAAGUUAUUUUUUAUUUUAUUAGGAUAAAUUCCUGGGAGUGGGAUUAGUAAGUGGGAUAAUAUGAACAAUUUUACCAUUCUUAAUAUGUUUGCCUUAUUGCUUUCCCAAAGAGAUGUAACAUUUUAGUGUCGCCAUUUCAAUAUUAUCAGUUCACUAAAAGUUUACAGCUUUUUAGGUGGGGGUUUGAUAUGUUGCUGCUAAUUUAGUAAGUAUAAGAGAGAGUUUAAAAUUGCUCUAAUUUGCUUUUAUGUGGCUUUUCGUGUACCUUGUUCAUUUUUAUAAAUAAAUGUCUUAUGGUUUCUUUAUA
Messenger RNA from Myotis myotis, 3566 nucleotides. It is a transcript of the gene TRUB1, whose product is annotated as TruB pseudouridine synthase family member 1. Gene Ontology annotation, cellular component: mitochondrion. The record is from RefSeq and is a predicted model, not a curated record. NCBI's taxonomy places the organism in Eukaryota, Metazoa, Chordata, Mammalia, Chiroptera, Vespertilionidae. Gene Ontology annotation, molecular function: RNA binding; pseudouridine synthase activity. The transcript has 8 exons. Bases 1 to 1023 code for a protein of 340 amino acids. Gene Ontology annotation, biological process: mRNA pseudouridine synthesis; tRNA modification.